AUGGCAGCCCAGUUGUGUUUGUCUCAGGAGGCGGGCGACAAAGUCAUCACACCUGAUGGCAGAGAGCCCUGUGCCCGAUGGCUGAGUGGAGUUCCAGGUACUCCGGGAUUUGACGGAAUCCCAGGCAGGGACGGUAGGGAAGGGCGUGAAGGAGAAAAGGGGAAUGACGGUGAACCAGGUUCAAGAGGGCUGAAAGGGAUACCAGGUGAGUUAGGGGUUGAAGGUCCAACAGGACAUCCUGGUUUCCCUGGUAACCCAGGCCUUAAAGGGGAGAAAGGAGAGAGCUACUUUACAUACCACUCAGCAUUUAGCGUGGGUCUGACAGAGGAGAUCAGCAUCCCUGAUACUCCCAUCCGCUUCAACAAGGCCUUCUACAAUGAGCAGCACGACUACGACGAGAUUUCUGGAAAGUUCCGUUGUGUCAUCCCAGGUAUCUACUUCUUCACUUAUCACCUAACGGUUCAUGGGAAACAGACACAGGUUGCCCUCUAUAGGAAUGGUCGAACGGUAGCCUUCACACUCGACCAGUUUCACAACGGGGAUUUGGACCAAGCGUCGGGUGGGACAAUUCUGAACCUUGCAUCUGGAGACGAGGUUUGGCUGCAGGUUUACAGCGGAGGUGAAGAGGAAUUUAUUGGAGGCGUGUAUGCCGACAUCACCAGCGACUCGACCUUCUCCGGCUUCCUCCUGAGUCCCAAACUCCAAAAUAACCCAUUAGACAACCGCAGGCGCUAA
Molecule: messenger RNA, 735 nt
Organism: Chanos chanos (milkfish)
Lineage: Eukaryota; Metazoa; Chordata; Actinopteri; Gonorynchiformes; Chanidae
Gene: adipoqa
Product: adiponectin, C1Q and collagen domain containing, a
Exons: 2
Coding region: 1-735 (244 amino acids)
Molecular function (GO): protein binding
Source: RefSeq, a predicted model, not a curated record